AUGCCACCGAGUCGAAGAGAUCUGUUGGUUAGGGAUCAAGCUGCUCAAUCUUCCAUGACCACUACCUCAUUCUUCAUACCCGACAACUCACCCAUGAUUUCGUACGCUUCAGCAGAUGGCACAUCCCCUUGGACAGCUGGCUAUGCUAGACAAAGUGAUGGGUAUGAUGAGACUUUACAUCUCACCACUAGUUCGAAUGCUCAAGUUUCUUUCAACGUAUCCGCCUCAUCACUCACUUUCCUCGUUCCUCAAUUCGACGGAUGUUCAGCCACUGUAUCCAUCAACUCAUCCACACCCGUCACUGCCUGUUCCACCCUUUCCUCGACCAACAGCACCAUCCCUUUCUCCCUCUACAACCUCCCCGAUGGUAUCCAUCGUGUCAAUUGGAACACUAAUGUGAUACCUCCUGAACAGAAUGUCAUUUUCUGGGGACUGGAUGGGGUCAGAGAGGUGGAAGGGACAGCUACCAAUGUCACUAUCGAUGAUAGUUACGCCGCUGGAGGACCGGUCCACGUUGGGUAUGAAGGUACUUGGUCUUCAGUGUCGAGCUCUAGCAGUUCGGCAUUGAGCGAGCAAUCGGAAGUGUCUACAUUCUUCAACAAGACGGUAGCCAUCACUCAGAGUUCUGGUUCCACAUUGACCUUCUCCGGUCAAGGUUCCGCGAUCUACCUAUACGGACCAGUGGGUCCUGAUUACGGUUCGGCAUCCAUCACACUCAAUGGUGAUGUAGUUGCAGGACAUCUCAACUUGACCUCUCCUUGGGCUUUGUCAUACGAAUUAUUAUGGUUCCAAACAGGUCUAGACGACACCGUCCCCACUAAUUUAAGCAUGACUUCUCUCUCCUCUGCGAAAAUGGGUUUAGAUUUUAUACUUCUCUCUGCCAGUGCCGAUGCUUUAUCCCAAUUACAUGUGGACGCAUCCACACCUUUCCAAUCGACUCCGGGAGGGAAAGCAGUCCUAUACGGUGUCGUUCCAUUCACUGCCGUCGCCUUGAUAGCAUUCCUCACUUGUUAUUUCCUUCGACGUCGUCGACCAUCUCGUCGUCAUUCCUCCACCACACAAACCAUGUCUCUUCGUCCUGAUCAAAUCGGUUCAUGGGAGAAACGUGGUACAGUCUAUUCUACCAGCUCUUCUCCCAGCCAAGAAGAUAUGAACGUUUUCGUCUCUUAUGAAGCUGGAAAAGGACAACGUCUCUCCGACCGAUGGAACGAUGGUGUUAGUCCUAAAUCUCCCCGUAGUGCGAGAAGUGGACGAGAUGGAUCUAUUCGAAGUGAUACCACAACACCUCGUGCUUCACCUUAUCCACGCGGAGGAGGUUUAGGUCCAUUACAACCUGUAGCGGAAAGUUCUCAAAUCUCCCCUGAACUCUCAAGUGGAGAAAGCGCCGCCAGUUGGAUCCGACCAUUCCAUUCGAUCUUAGGAAGUAACUAUGCUCGUUCUUCCAGACGUGUUACCGCUCUUCCCGCUUAUACAUUGGAAUCAAGUUCAGAGAGUGAAUCCCAUGGUACACAUACCGCUCAUAAUGAUACUUCAACAUAUCAAAGUGCCGAAGCUGAAAAAGCUAUCUUAGCUCGUGAAUUCGAUACUACCGAUACUGAACGAAACACUCCAUCUCCAUAUAGUCACCCGGCUGGACCUUCUUCUCUCCCUAUCGAUAAUGAACCUAUAAAUAAACCAUCAGCGAAAGAUCAACUUUUGUCAAGGGUACAAUCACUUCGUGAAGGUCAUCUUUCAACUCUCGCACCUUCAUCAAUCAUGAGUGUGUUUGGUGCUCCACCAUCACUUCGAAGAUCAUCAACGAUUACAGCUAUCACUACCGUCACUUCAGAAGUUGAAAGAGCGAGACCUACCAUCGUGACGGAUUUAUCAAGAGUUCAACCUGCUAGACCUUCCGCUCCUACACCUUCAAGAACAGGAAUGGAUUUACCAAACAGUGGAAGAUUAAUAGAUUUAACACCUUCAAGUAUGAGAAGUAGUACUUUCAGUUCGGCUUCAUCACCUGGAUCGGCGUUGAGAGCUUGGGUAGCUUUACCACCAACAGCAUUCACUUUUGCUCAGAAGGGAAGGAUUAGAACACAGAGUACAGUUACGGCAGGGAGUGAGGAAAGUCUUUCUGAAGUUCCAGCCACGACCAAUACAUCUAGUGAAUCCACUUUGAACGGAAGAAGUAUUAACGGUUCAACUUCGAAUUGGUUGACAAAGUCAGAUUUCAGGAGUAGGGAUGAGACCAGGGGUAGAAGGAUGUUUAGAGAGAGAAGUGCGUUCAAUAGUGGAACGGCGACCAAUGAGAAUUCCCUAAUUGGUAGAUUAGGGUUGGGGAUUGUGGAGGAAGAAAAUGAGGAAGAAAAUGAGGCUGCAAAUGAGGCUGAAGGGGAAUCGAGGUCGGAAAGAAGUAGAGAAUUUUUGGGAGAAACGUAUCUGGAGACUUUGAAAUAG
Molecule: messenger RNA, 2436 nt
Organism: Tremella mesenterica DSM 1558
Lineage: Eukaryota; Fungi; Basidiomycota; Tremellomycetes; Tremellales; Tremellaceae
Exons: 7
Coding region: 1-2436 (811 amino acids)
Source: RefSeq, a predicted model, not a curated record